AGAGGUCAGAGGUCGGAGAGGGUAGACUGCGUUCCCUCGGGCCACUUAGAAAGGACUUGGAUUGUCCCUUUCCUGGAAGUUGAAGAGCUGGGAGAGGCCCGCAGCGCUAGUCUGCACCGCUUCUCCAUCCCAGAAGUGCCAGCCUCUGUUUUGCUGCGUCUCUCCGAAGAAGGUGGAGACCGUGAGAAAGAGGCUGUUUUUCUCCGGUGGACUGGGGCCUGCCGGGCAUUGUUCCAGCGUCCACACUCCGUGCCGAGGGGCUGUCGCACUCCCCAGCCUCGCGGUGGCUGGUGUGCGGGGAGCGAUCGGGCGCUGACCACCAGGCGCUGCCUCCCUGACCCGCUCCGCGGUCUGUCGGGAACAACCGAAUACUGUUUUUCGAUCUCCAAAAAUUCCUUUUGAGUCUCUUGUGUAGCUUCAAUUUCUCUUCUUCAUCCUCGUGUUUCUAUUGACUUACCGGAAUUUAUCAAGACUAUUUACAAUAGCUGAAAAUAUUUACACUAGACACAAGAGUUCACAUUUACCAGAAAAAACUUGAAAAUGAGUAGCCGACGGAAACGUGCUCCUCCAGUGAAGAUGGAUGAAGAAAAGCAGCAGCAGCUUCGUUGGAACAUGUAUGAGGACAGGAGGAAUGAACCUCUCACCUUAAGCGAUGAUGAGCACUCCUGCCCCGCUGCAGACUCCUCUUCUGCUGACUGCAUCAUCCUAGAAGAUCAUCUAAAGGAAGAAGUGGCUUACAGAGAUAAGUGUUCAGAGGAAGUGUGCCUCUCAAAAUCAAUUGAAAAAGAAGAGUGUAUUGGUACUUUUUCCCCUUUGUCUGUGAAGUUGAAUAUUGUGAUUUCUCCCCAUCAUGCUGAUAAUUCUUGGAAAGCAUUUCUAGGAGAAUUAACUCUUCAGCUUCUUCCUGAACAGAAUUUAAUUGAAAAUUUUUCUGAAAGGAGUUUUACAUUGAUGAGUUCAGGGUCAAAAAGUCAGUUCCUGAUCUAUGUUCACUCAAAAUCUGAAGAUGUAGAAAAACAGGAAAAAGGACUUGGAGAAUCAGUCGAUAUUUGUGACAUGGGUAUUCAAGUGGAAUCAUCCGUCAGUGAUGAAAUGUUAGAAGAUUUGGGGUGGCUGCAAAAGAAAAGAAGAAUAAAACUUUACCAAAGACCUGAAGGAAAUCACAUUAUCAAGGUUGGAAUUUAUCUUUUGGAAGCUGGCCUAGCAAAACUUGACUUUUUCAGUGAUGCAAAUUCGAGAAUGAAAAAGUUCAAUCAGCUCAUGAAGAGAGUAAUGGAAAAGCUAUAUAAUUUUAUUAUUCCAGACAUGUUGGAAGAGGAUCAGGAAGAUUCAGAGAACGAGCCAGAGGGCCAGGACAUUGAUGAGCUCUAUCACUUUGUGAAGCAGGCACAUCAGCAAGAAACACGGUCUGUCCAAGUGGAUGUCCAGCAUCCUGCACUGAUGCCUGUGUUGAGACCCUACCAGAGGGAGGCUGUCAACUGGAUGCUGCAACAAGAGCAUUUCAGAAGCACUCCUGCUGGUGAAAGUGCCCUGCACUUCUUAUGGCGAGAGAUUGUUACAUCUGAGGGUUUGAAACUCUACUAUAAUCCAUACACGGGCUGCAUCAUUCGUGAGUACCCAAAUCCUGGGCCACAGUUGCUUGGAGGAAUCUUAGCAGAUGAGAUGGGCCUUGGAAAGACAGUGGAGGUUUUGGCUUUGAUUCUGACACAUACCCGAGAAGAUGUCAAACAAGAUGCUCUCACGCUUCCUGAGGGAAAAGUGGUGAAUUAUUUCACUCCAUCCCAAUAUUUUGGAGGAAAAGUGAAAGACACUGAAACCCAGAAUAUGGAAUUUGAACCAAAGGAAAAAGUUCAUUGCCCCCCUACCCGUGUGAUGAUCCUGACAGCUGUAAAAGAAAUGAAUGGAAAAAAAGGAGUUUCCAUCCUUUCUAUCUACAAGUAUGUCAGUUCUACAUAUAGGUAUGAUGUUCAGCGGAAUAGGAGUCUUCUGAAACGGAUGCUGAAAUGUUUAAUUUUCGAAGGUCUUGUGAAACAAAUCAAAGGCCAUGGUUUUUCUGGAACUUUUACAUUGGGAAAGAAUUACAAGGAAGAAGAUAUACAUGAUAAAACAAGAAAGCAGGCAGUAGGGAGUCCAAGAAAACUUCAGAAAGAGUCCAGAAAAUCAGGGAACAAGGACACAGAUUCUGAAUACUUGCCGUCAAACACCUCUGAUGAUGAUGAUGACCCUUACCAUUACUACUAUAAGGCAAGGAGGACUCGUAGCAAAUUGAGGAAAAAAUCUGUCCCGCCCACAAAAAAAGGAAAAAGUCAACCUGAUAUCGAUCCUGAUUCACAAGGUCAUUGUCUAGCUACCAGUGACUCUGGGAUUACUGAUGUUACUAUGCCUGAAAAUACAUGUACCUCUGAGAUCAAGCAAGAACAUCAAGCCAAGGACCACAUUGACUCUGUGAACCCUGCUGGUAGUGAUACACCGCAUUCUGAUAUUGUGAGUCCCUAUAACACCUCUGACUAUCGCUUUGAGUGUAUAUGUGGUGAACUUGACCAGAUGGACCAGAAGCCUCGUGUCCAGUGCCUGAAAUGCCACCUGUGGCAACAUGCAAAAUGUGUGAAUUAUGAAGAGAAGAAUCUGAAAAUUAAGCCUUUUUACUGUCCCCACUGCCUUGUUGCAAUGGAGCCAGUAUCAACUAGAGCAACUCUGAUCAUCUCGCCCAGUUCCAUCUGUCACCAGUGGGUGGAGGAGAUCAACAGGCAUGUGAAGUCAUCUUCUCUUCGAGUUUUGGUCUAUCAAGGAGUGAAGAAAGAUGGUUUUUUACAGCCCCAUUUUUUGGCAGAACAGGAUAUAGUUAUCAUUACCUAUGAUGUCCUGCGUUCUGAACUAAACUACGUUGAUAUCCCACAUAGCAAUAGUGAAGAUGGGCGCCGCCUGAGGAAUCAGAAACGCUAUAUGGCCAUUCCCAGCCCCCUGGUAGCCGUGGAGUGGUGGAGGAUCUGCCUUGAUGAAGCUCAGAUGGUUGAAUGUCCUGCAGUAAAAGCUGCAGAAAUGGCCCAGCGUUUGAGUGGGAUUAAUCGGUGGUGUAUCAGUGGCACUCCAGUACAGAGAGGAUUAGAGGAUCUUUUUGGGCUAGUGGUCUUUCUUGGUAUUGAACCUUACUGUGUCAAACAUUGGUGGGUUCGACUUCUCUAUCGUCCUUACUGCAAAAGAAACCCUCAAUUUCUCUACAGCUUUAUUGCCAAGAUACUGUGGAGAUCUGCAAAGAAAGAUGUGAUUGACCAAAUCCAGAUACCACCUCAGACUGAAGAAAUCCACUGGCUCCACUUUUCUCCAGUGGAAAGGCAUUUCUAUCACCGUCAGCAUGAGGUGUGCUGCCAGGAUGCGGUGGUAAAACUCAGGAAGAUUUCUGACUGGGCUCUGAAGCUCAGCAGUCUGGACAGAAGGACUGUCACCUCCAUCCUGUAUCCGCUGCUGAGGCUCAGGCAGGCCUGCUGCCACCCACAGGCUGUGCGUGGGGAAUUCUUGCCACUCCAGAAAAGUACCAUGACCAUGGAAGAGCUGCUGACAUCGUUGCAGAAGAAAUGUGGCACAGAAUGUGAAGAAGCCCAUCGACAGCUAGUCUGUGCCCUCAAUGGCUUAGCAGGCAUUCAUAUCAUUAAAGGUGAGUAUGCCUUGGCAGCUGAACUGUACAGAGAAGUUUUGCGCUCAUCUGAGGAGCACAAAGAAAAACUCAAAACUGAUUCACUGCAAAGACUUCAUGCUACUCAUAACUUAAUGGAAUUGCUGAUAGCCAAGCACCCAGGGAUCCCUCCUACGUUAAGAGAUGGCAGACUUGAGGAAGAGGCCAAACAGCUGCGAGAGCACUACAUGAGCAAGUGUAAUACGGAAGUCACCGAAGCCCAGCAAGCUCUGCAGCCUGUGCAGCAGACCAUUCGCGAGCUCCAAAGAAAGAUUCAUUCUAAUUCUCCUUGGUGGCUGAAUGUGAUUCACAGAGCAAUAGAAUUUGCUAUUGACGAAGAGCUUGUUCAACGAGUGCGAAAUGAAAUAACCAGUAACUACAAGCAACAAACUAACAAGCUUUCAAUGUCAGAAAAGUUUCAUGACUGCAGAGGUCUUCAGUUCUUACUUACAACACAAAUGGAAGAGCUGAAUAAAUUCCAGAAGCUGGUAAGAGAAGCCGUAAAAAAGCUGGAGGGGCCUCCAUCUCGUAAUGUUAUUGAAUCUGCAACAAUCUGCCACCUCAGACCCGCUAGACUUCCUCUCAACUGCUGUGUCUUUUGUAAAGCUGAUGAAUUGUUUACAGAAUAUGAAUCAAAGCUGUUUUCUAACACGGUCAAAGGUCAGACUGCAAUAUUUGAGGAGAUGAUAGAAGAUGAAGAAGGACUUGUAGAUGAUCGAGCACCUACAACCACCCGGGGUCUGUGGGCAAUAAGUGAGACAGAGCGGUCUAUGAAAGCACUCCUGUCAUUUGCAAAAUCACAUAGAUUUGAUGUUGAGUUCAUUGAUGAAGGAAGUACGUCAAUGGAUCUCUUUGAAGCAUGGAAGAAGGAAUAUAAGUUGCUUCACGAAUAUUGGAUGGCUCUGAGGAAUCGUAUAUCUGCUAUUGAUGAACUUGCAAUGGCAACAGAACGACUAAGAGUGCGUCACCCUAGGGAACCAAAGCCCAGCCCACCCGUUCUUCAUAUCAUUGAACCACAUGAGGUAGAACAAAAUCGUAUAAAACUACUAAAUGAUAAAGCCGUUGCUACAUCACAGCUUCAGAAAAAACUUGGGCAGCUUCUUUACCUAACUAAUUUGGAGAAGUCUCAAGACAAAACAUCAGGAGGUAUUAAUCCAGAACCUUGUCCAAUCUGUGCACGACAGUUGGGAAAACAGUGGGCAGUACUGACCUGUGGGCACUGUUUCUGCAAUGAAUGUAUUGCUAUUAUUAUCGAACAAUACAGCGUGGGGUCUCACAGAAGCUCCAUUAAGUGUGCCAUCUGCCGCCAAACCACAUCUCACAAAGAAAUCUCAUAUGUCUUCACCUCAGAGAAAUCAAGCCAGGAAGAGGACAUCCCUGUGAAGGGCAGCCAUUCAACAAAAGUGGAAGCUGUGGUCAGAACUCUGAUGAAAAUACAGCUUAGAGAUCCAGGAGCUAAAGCACUUGUUUUCUCAACGUGGCAAGAUGUAUUAGAUAUUAUUUCAAAAGCUCUCACUGACAACAACAUGGAAUUUGCACAGAUCAGUCGCGUUAAGACAUUUCAGGAGAAUCUUUCAGCAUUUAAACGUGAUCCCCAAAUCAAUAUUUUGCUGCUGCCCCUGCACACAGGUUCUAAUGGAUUAACUAUCAUUGAAGCAACUCAUGUUCUCCUGGUGGAGCCCAUAUUGAACCCCGCCCAUGAGCUUCAGGCCAUAGGGAGGGUGCACCGAAUUGGACAGACAAAACCCACUAUUGUACACAGAUUCUUAAUUAAAGCAACAAUAGAAGAACGAAUGCAGGCCAUGCUCAAAACUGCUGAGAGGAGUCAUACAAGCUCAUCAGGGAAACAUUCCGAGGCCUCCGUCUUGACUGUAGCUGAUCUGGCAGACCUCUUUACCACAGAAACUGAAGAGCUUGACUGAACUUGAUCCAA
Molecule: messenger RNA, 5603 nt
Organism: Tupaia belangeri chinensis (Chinese tree shrew)
Lineage: Eukaryota; Metazoa; Chordata; Mammalia; Scandentia; Tupaiidae
Gene: SHPRH
Product: SNF2 histone linker PHD RING helicase
Exons: 31
Coding region: 541-5592 (1683 amino acids)
Biological process (GO): nucleosome assembly; DNA damage response; protein polyubiquitination
Cellular component (GO): nucleus; nucleosome
Molecular function (GO): ATP binding; DNA binding; ubiquitin protein ligase activity
Source: RefSeq, a predicted model, not a curated record